AUGAAGAGAGCCCACCUGUUUGUGGUGGGGGUCUACCUGCUGUCCUCCUGCAGGGCGGAGGAGGGACUGAACUUCCCCACCUAUGAUGGCAAGGACCGCGUGGUCAGUCUAACCGAGAAGAAUUUUAAGCAGGUUUUGAAGAAAUAUGACUUGCUCUGCCUCUACUACCACGAGCCCCUCUCUUCAGAUAAAGUCGUGCAGAAACAGUUCCAGCUGAAAGAAAUCGUGCUGGAGCUUGUGGCCCAGGUCCUGGAACAUAAAGAUAUAGGCUUUGUGAUGGUGGAUGCCAAGAAAGAAGCCAAGCUUGCCAAGAAAUUGGGUUUUGAUGAGGAAGGAAGCCUGUAUAUUCUUAAGGGUGAUCGCACAAUUGAGUUUGACGGCGAGUUUGCGGCUGACGUCUUGGUGGAGUUUCUCUUGGAUCUCAUUGAAGACCCAGUGGAGAUCAUCAAUAGCAAACUGGAAGUCCAAGCCUUUGAGCGCAUUGAGGACCACAUCAAACUCAUCGGCUUUUUCAAGAGUGAGGAAUCAGAACACUACAAGGCUUUUGAAGAGGCAGCUGAACACUUCCAGCCUUAUAUCAAAUUUUUUGCUACUUUCGACAAAGGCGUUGCAAAGAAAUUGUCCUUGAAGAUGAAUGAGGUUGACUUCUACGAGCCAUUUAUGGACGAGCCCAUUGCCAUCCCUGACAAACCCUACACAGAAGCGGAGCUCGUGGAGUUUGUGAAAGAGCACCAAAGACCCACUCUACGUCGCCUGCGCCCAGAAGAUAUGUUUGAAACAUGGGAAGAUGAUUUGAACGGAAUCCAUAUUGUGGCCUUUGCAGAGAGGAGUGACCCAGAUGGCUAUGAGUUCCUGGAGAUCCUGAAGCAGGUUGCCCGGGACAACACAGACAACCCGGACCUGAGCAUCGUAUGGAUCGACCCCGACGACUUUCCCCUGCUUGUUGCCUAUUGGGAAAAGACUUUCAAGAUUGACCUCUUCAAGCCACAGAUUGGAGUGGUGAAUGUGACAGAUGCUGACAGUGUGUGGAUGGAGAUUCCAGAUGAUGAUGACCUGCCCACAGCUGAGGAGCUGGAAGACUGGAUUGAGGAUGUGCUUUCUGGGAAGAUAAACACGGAGGAUGAUGACAAUGACGAUGAAGAGGACGAAGACGACGACAACGACGAUGAUAAUUCUGAUGAAGAGGACAAUGAUGACAGUGAUGACGAUGAUGAAUAG
Molecule: messenger RNA, 1218 nt
Organism: Rangifer tarandus platyrhynchus (Svalbard reindeer)
Lineage: Eukaryota; Metazoa; Chordata; Mammalia; Artiodactyla; Cervidae
Source: the annotation of a GenBank genome assembly